Messenger RNA from Lithohypha guttulata, 1032 nucleotides. RefSeq lists its product as uncharacterized. NCBI's taxonomy places the organism in Eukaryota, Fungi, Ascomycota, Eurotiomycetes, Chaetothyriales, Trichomeriaceae. The coding region runs from base 1 to 1032 and encodes 343 amino acids. Gene Ontology annotation, molecular function: arylformamidase activity. The transcript has 3 exons. The record is from RefSeq and is a predicted model, not a curated record.
AUGGCCAACGACUACAGCAAUAUCCCUGACUUCGACUCUCUGCCACCCGUGAAGGACAUGCCACAAGGUUGCUCCUGGGGUAUCUUCGACAAGAACGGCAAGAAAGACCACAUCGGUUGCCUCAAUCUCCUCACUCCCAACGUCGUGCAAGCAGCUCUCAAAGAAGCUCAAGAUGGUACUUCCGUAUCGCUCAACUGGCGCCUCAACGCCAUUAACACCCCCGGAUUCUCCCGCAAAGGCCUAGUCCACAAAGUCCUCUCAUUCAGCGAAGGACCCUACAGCCUCCAUGGCUUCGACGACGAAGUCGAGUUCAACACCCAGGCCUCUUCCCAAUGGGACUCCCUCGUCCACUUCGCCCAUCAGCCCACCGGACUCAGCUACAACGGCGUCAAACCUACCGUCGAAGGUCUCCAACAAGACUUUGGCAAUCUUGACGUAGACCAGUCACUCCCAACUCUGAACCACUGGCACCAGCGCGGCGGCCUCGUCGCCCGAGGCGUCCUGCUCGACUACCGAGCCUGGUCCGAAAGCCAAGGUAAAUCAUACGACUGCUUCAGCGACCACCGCAUCACAACAGACGAGCUAGAGCAAGUCGCGCAGUGGGAAGGCGUAGAGUUCAAACACGGUGAUGUUUUGAUUAUCCGUACUGGAUUCACGGAGGAACUUGGAUCCAUGGACGCGAGUGCUCAGGAGAAAGCGCUCGGAACACAUCAGACAGUGGGUGUGGCUGGUAACAAGGAGUCUGCUAAGUGGCAUUGGAAUAAGCAUUUUGCUGCUGUGGCGGGUGAUGCGAUUGCUUAUGAGACGAUCCCACCUCUUCGAGAGGAUGGGUCGCAAGGCGGGAUCGGUGAGCUCGUUCUCCAUCAAUGGUUCCUGUCCCUCUUCGGCAUGAACAUCGGCGAACUAUGGGAUCUAAAGGCUCUCUCACAAGUCUGCAAGGAGAAGAAGAAGUACAGCUUUCUCCUCACGAGUUGUCCUUUGAACGUCCCUGGUAGCGUGGGCUCACCACCAAACGCCCUUGCCAUAUUCUAG